Gilbertella persicaria is the source of this 1138-nucleotide messenger RNA. RefSeq names its product Gcp-like domain-containing protein. The annotation marks the transcript as partial. NCBI's taxonomy places the organism in Eukaryota, Fungi, Mucoromycota, Mucoromycetes, Mucorales, Choanephoraceae. Gene Ontology annotation, cellular component: cytoplasm; EKC/KEOPS complex. The record is from RefSeq and is a predicted model, not a curated record. The transcript has 2 exons.
UCUUUCAUUUUCGAAAUUGUGUAGUGUGACUUCUAGUUACUAUCGUGUUUUCAUCUUUUUUCUCUCUUUUCUUUCUUUUGUUCUGUAAAUAUGGUGGUUGCUAUUGGUUUCGAAGGGUCCGCAAAUAAGCUUGGUGUAGGCAUUAUACGCCAUAAAAAUGACGAGGUGACCAUUUUAGCAAAUAAUAGAGAUACAUAUAUUACACCACCAGGCCAAGGAUUUUUGCCUCGAGACACAGCUCAACACCACCGAGACUGUAUUUUGGACGUAACAAAACAAGCGCUUAAAGAAGCCAACCUAACACCCAAUGAUAUUGAUGUGAUUUGCUACACAAAAGGUCCUGGUAUGGGAGCACCACUUGUGUCCGUUGCACUUGUUGCGCGCACCCUAUCGUUGUUAUGGAAUAAGCCCCUUGUUGGAGUAAAUCAUUGCGUUGGACAUAUUGAAAUGGGUAGAGAGGUAACAAAGGCAGAUAAUCCAGUUGUGUUAUAUGUUAGUGGAGGAAACACACAAGUGAUUGCUUAUUCCCAGCAACGCUACCGUAUUUUUGGAGAAACACUUGAUAUUGCUAUUGGCAACUGUCUUGAUCGAUUUGCACGUAUUCUCAACUUGUCCAAUGCACCAAGCCCAGGCUAUAAUAUUGAGCAGUACGCAAAAAGAGGCAAAAAAUUCAUUCAAUUGCCUUACGCUGUCAAGGGCAUGGAUGUAUCAUUUUCUGGCAUCUUGUCUCACAUUGAAAAGCUCGCCAAAGUAGAAUUGCCCAAGGGUGAAAUCACACCAGAAGAUUUAUGCUUUUCGUUGCAAGAAACACUGUUUGCUAUGUUGGUUGAAAUUACAGAGCGUGCUAUGGCACAUGUAGAAUCAAACCAAGUGUUGCUUGUUGGUGGUGUAGGCUGUAAUAUUCGCUUACAGGAAAUGAUGGGCCAAAUGGCUGCACAGAGAAAUGGCACAGUUUGUGCGACAGAUGAUCGUUUCUGUAUUGAUAAUGGUAUUAUGAUUGCUCAUGCUGGUUUACUCGCAUAUAGAACUGGUUUUACAACACCUUUCGAGGAAAGUACUAUUACUCAGCGCUUUAGAACAGACGAAGUACAUAUUGCAUGGCGUGAAUAAAUAAAAAUUUUGCCAAAAGAAAAAAAAA